AUGGCUUCCUACAUGGAUCACUCGUACACGCUGGUGCAUCAGGAUAACUCUGCCGACCAGCCUACGGUUCAAGAGUUGAAGACACAGCUGGAAAAGGGCACCGAUGAGACCAAGCUGGAGACCAUGAGGACUAUCCUUAUUAUGAUGCUGAACGGAGACCCGAUGCCACAACUGCUGAUGCACAUUAUCCGCUUUGUUAUGCCGUCUAAAUCCAAACCUCUCAAGAAACUGCUCUACUUCUACUAUGAAAUCUGCCCCAAACUCGACGCCAAUGGCAAGCUGAAGCAGGAGAUGAUCUUGGUCUGCAACGGUAUUCGGAAUGACCUGCAGCAUCCUAAUGAGUACAUUCGGGGAAACACCCUUCGAUUUCUCUGCAAGCUUAGAGAGCCGGAACUACUAGAACCGCUGCUCUCGUCCGCACGCCAGUGUCUCCGCUACAGACAUGUAUACGUACGAAAAAACGCAGUGUGGGCCAUUGCUUCUAUAUUCCAGCACUCUGAAUCCUUAAUUCCCGAUGCCGCAGACCUCCUUUUGGCCUUCUUAGAGACAGAGACCGACCCCACCUGUAAACGCAACGCUUUUGCAGCUUUGAUCACCAUCAGCCAUGAGAGUGCGUUGGUAUAUCUCAGCUCUACCUUUGACGGCGUAGCAAAUGCCGACGAGCUGCUUCAACUGGUAGAGCUGGAGUUUAUAAGAAAGGACGCUGUACAGAAUUCCCAGAAUAAGGCAAGAUAUCUUCGGUUGAUUUUUGAUCUUUUAGACGCAAAUACAAGCACGGUCGUGUAUGAGGCAGCUACCUCUCUAACGGCACUGACAUCGAACCCCGUGGCUGUAAAAGCUGCGGCUGCAAAGUUGAUCGAACUAUGCAUUAAAGAGGCAGACAACAAUGUUAAGCUUAUUGUACUAGAGCGUGUUUACCAGCUCAUGAAGCGUAACGAGGGGGUCCUGGAUGAUUUGACAAUGGAGAUCCUACGCGUUCUCUCCAGUCCUGACAUCGAUGUGCGACGAAAGGCCUUGUUUAUCGCUCUUGAGAUGGUCUCCAGCCGAAAUGUUGAGGAGAUCGUUCUUUUGCUCAAGAAGGAGCUUGCAAAAACCGUCGAUGAACAAUAUGAGAAGAACAAUGAAUAUCGACAACUUCUCAUCCAGUCCAUCCAUCAAUGCGCCAUUAAGUUCUCCGAGAUUGCUGCCAGCGUCGUCGACUUGCUCAUGGACUUUAUUGCCGAUUUCAACAACAACUCUGCUGUCGAUGUGAUAAGUUUCGUCAAGGAGGUCGUUGAAAAAUUCCCAAAGCUCAGACCAUCCAUUGUUGAGCGGCUAGUUUCUACUCUUGAUGAAGUACGCGCCGGUAGGGUAUAUCGCGGCGUCCUGUGGGUUGUAGGUGAAUACUCGCUCGAAGCAAACGAUAUCAGAGAGGCCUGGAAGCGCAUCCGCGCCAGCUUGGGAGAAAUCCCCAUCCUCGCCUCGGAACAACGUCUGCUGGAUGAAGGCCCCGAUGCCGGUGCUGCAGGCCAGGACUCCGUCAACGGGCAUGCCAAGUCGACAACUGGUCCCAGGGUUUUGGCAGACGGCACGUAUGCACAGGAAUCUGCUUUGACCAGCGAGUCUGCAGCCGCAGCCAAACUAGCGGCCGUCAAGGCAGCGCAGAAACCACCAUUGAGACAGCUCAUUCUGGAUGGAGACUACUACCUUGCAACAGUCCUUUCCUCGACACUUACAAAGCUUGUCAUGCGCCACUCCGAGCUUUCACAGGAUGUAGCUCGGACCAAUGCUCUCCGCGCCGAGGCCAUGCUGAUCAUGAUUUCCAUCAUCCGUGUUGGCCAGUCGCAAUUUGCGAAGGCGUCGAUCGAUGAAGACUCCGUUGACAGAAUUAUGUCCUGUGUACGAUCAUUGGCCGAGUCUGCUCAACGGAAAGAGCUUGAGGCUAUCUUUUUGGAAGAUACGAGACAGGCGUUCCGCGCUAUGGUUCAAGUAGAUGAGAAGAAGCGAGCCGCUAAGGAGGCGGUUGAAAAGGCUAAGAAUGCCGUCCAAGUGGACGACGCUAUACCCAUUCGACAGCUGGCAAAGAGGUCUGGUGAAGAGGGCGCAGAGGAGAUCGAAUUGGAUCUGGCCAAAGCUACUGGCGGUGACUCGACACUUGAAGACCUCACCUCUAAGCUUAGCAGAGUUGUCCAGCUUACUGGAUACUCCGAUUCAGUCUAUGCAGAGGCAUAUGUCAAGGUCCAUCAAUUCGAUAUUGUCCUCGACGUGCUUCUCGUCAACCAAACCACAGAUACCCUCCAGAAUCUCUCUGUUGAAUUCGCUACACUCGGUGACCUCAAGGUUGUUGAACGACCUACAACCCAGAACCUUGGACCUCAUGACUUCCUAAACGUCCAAGCCACAAUCAAGGUAUCCUCGACUGAUACAGGCGUCAUAUUCGGUAAUGUCAUAUAUGACGGAUCUAGUUCCGCAGAGACCCAUGUAGUGAUUCUCAAUGACAUCAAGGCCGAUAUCAUGGAUUACAUACAACCAGCUCACUGCAGUGAAACCCAGUUCAGAACCAUGUGGACUGAGUUUGAAUGGGAAAACAAGGUUAACAUCCACUCCAAGGCCAAGAGUCUGAGAGCUUUCCUGCAACAACUCAUGGAUCGCACAAACAUGAGCUGUCUUACCCCUGAAGCCUCCCUAGAAGGAGAUUGCCAGUUCUUAAGCGCCAAUUUAUACGCAAGGAGCGUCUUCGGCGAGGACGCUCUUGCGAACUUGAGUAUCGAAAAAGAAGGUGAAGACGGUCCGAUCACGGGCUUCAUGAGGAUAAGAAGUCGAUCUCAAGGGUUGGCGCUUAGUUUGGGUUCUCUUAAGGGCAUAAAGGCUAACUCUGUUUAAUCAUGAUAAUCUGUUAUUUUGAUGUUGAUGAAAAAGGUAGAUAUCUAUUCUAGUCAUUGG
This is a messenger RNA of Microsporum canis CBS 113480, 2922 nucleotides long. RefSeq names its product coatomer subunit beta. Bases 1 to 2862 code for a protein of 953 amino acids. Gene Ontology annotation, cellular component: COPI vesicle coat; cytoplasm. Gene Ontology annotation, biological process: endoplasmic reticulum to Golgi vesicle-mediated transport; intracellular protein transport; intra-Golgi vesicle-mediated transport. The record is from RefSeq and is a predicted model, not a curated record. Gene Ontology annotation, molecular function: structural molecule activity. The transcript is spliced from 5 exons. NCBI's taxonomy places the organism in Eukaryota, Fungi, Ascomycota, Eurotiomycetes, Onygenales, Arthrodermataceae.